AUGGAGGCCCCGUGCUCGUGCAGGCAGCAACCCUUUGUGCCCAAGUUCUUGCUGGAGGCCGGGGCAGGCAUGAUCCCGCACCCAGCCAAGGCGGACCGCGGCGGCGAGGAUGCUUACUUCAUCUGUGACCGAGGCACCUGCAUGGGCGUCGCAGACGGCGUGGGCGGCUGGGCAGAGGUGGGCGUGGACCCAGGCUUGUAUUCGCGGGAGCUCAUGAGCCACGCCAAGAAGGCUGCCACCACUUGCGAGCCAGGGCCCAAUGCGCCGCAGCACUUGAUGGAGGUUGCGUAUCUGAGCACCCUGGCACGUGGCUCCUCCACCGCCUGCAUACUUUGCCUGGAGAAUGAGCGGCUGCACGCGUCCAACCUUGGGGACUCAGGAUUCAUGGUGAUUCGCGACGGAGAGCUCGUCUUCAUGUCUCCGCAGCAGCAGCACGAGUUCAACUUCCCCUACCAGAUAGGGUCGGCAGACUCGAUGUCCGACACGCCGCAGGUGGCCCGGCGGUUCAGCGUGGAGGUGCGGCAGGGGGACAUAGUUGUGGCGGCUACAGACGGCCUGUUUGACAAUGUGUACCCAGAUGAGGCGGCCUCCCUGGUCUCCGCCAGCAAGGAGCGGGGGGAGAACGCGCAGGCGGUGGCGGUCACGCUGGCGCAGUUUGCCCGCAUGCGCGCCGCAGACCCCACCCACCUUAGCCCCUUUGCCUACGGCGCGCAGCAGCUUGGCUACCGGUAUUUCGGCGGCAAGAUGGAUGACAUCACAAUUGUGGUGGCUUUCGUGGUCGCUGCCGCGCAGCCCAAGCUGUGA
Chlorella variabilis is the source of this 804-nucleotide messenger RNA. RefSeq lists its product as hypothetical. Bases 1 to 804 code for a protein of 267 amino acids. The transcript has 5 exons. NCBI's taxonomy places the organism in Eukaryota, Viridiplantae, Chlorophyta, Trebouxiophyceae, Chlorellales, Chlorellaceae. The record is from RefSeq and is a predicted model, not a curated record.